This is a messenger RNA of Pogoniulus pusillus (Red-fronted tinkerbird), 4848 nucleotides long. It is a transcript of the gene CCDC73, whose product is annotated as coiled-coil domain containing 73. The transcript has 19 exons. The record is from RefSeq and is a predicted model, not a curated record. NCBI's taxonomy places the organism in Eukaryota, Metazoa, Chordata, Aves, Piciformes, Lybiidae.
AGCCACCUGGUGCACCGACAGUAAAAUUCCUGUAUCUCUGUCUGUGUACUUGUUUAGACAAAGCAUAAGGGAAAUGGGCACCAGCUGCACAGAAGUGGGUGGGAGCAAAGGGAUCAUCUGUAUGGGGCAGGGGGAUGAUGGGUGAACUGUAGUGUCUUGUUUUCCCUGUAGGUAGAAGGUGCACAGGCUGAAAUGAGCAGGAAGAAUGUGCCUCAGAGGUAAAGAUGAGGAAUAUGCACUUGAAAAGAGGGCAACUGUACCUGCAGGCAUUGCUCAGAAAAGGUGGUGCAUGUUAAUGAGCGAGUAAGUCUUCUUAAAACUCAGUUUGUAGUGCUCCAGGCAAUAUCGAAGCACGUGAAUUUUGUGGUGAAAGGAAGAGUUUAGAAACUUGCCUACAGGCAACGAGAUUAGAUGCUAAAUAAAAAAGAAAAUUGAAUGGUCAGUAUUACACGAGAAGGCAGAAAGGUGAGAGACUGUAGGAGGAAAGCUGAGGUCCUGCUUUCUUCAUGCUUCCUUUCAAGAGUCAGCAAAGUCAACUACAGGAAGCAAUGCCGCCCCGAAUCAGGAGGGAAAGGUGUGAAAAUCAUCAACACCGAUGAGACUGAGUGAAGUCAUCCAAAGGCCAGGGCAGAGGGAGGAGGGAGAAGAAAAAAAGAAGUGUAUCAAAGCAAGAAACCAGCAGAAAACAAUUUGGAGGGAUGGAUGAAGGCUUCAAAACACAACCACUUGACUCUACUCUCCAAAACCCACCAGAGACAUUGCUGUCAAUUCGACUGCUAGACUUUAAAACAAGUUUAUUGGAGGCAAUAGAAGAACUGCGUAUAAGAAGGGAAACAGAGAAUAAUUAUGAAGAACAAAUAAGUAAAAUUGUUGUAGAGAAACAGGAACUCGAAUGGCAGAAGGAAACUCUUCAGCAUCAAAUGGACACACUGCACCAACAAAACAAAGAAGCCAUGGCAGCUUUUAAAAAACAGUUACAAGCAAGGAUGUUUGCCCUGGAAGAAGAAAAGGGAAAAUACCAACUUGCUGUAGAAACAAAAGAAAAAGAAAUUGAUGGCCUGAAAGAAGCCUUAAAAGCAUUACAGGUUUCAAAAUACACUUUACAAAAGAAGCUGAAUGAAAUGGAUCAAAAAUUACAGAUGCAUUUAACAGCAAAGGAGGAGCAUCAGAAGAAAUUGAAUGAAGUUGAGAGGUGUUAUGCUACUAUUGCAUCUCAGUUUGGAAUGGUGAAAGGUGUUCAUGGAAAACUAGAGCACAGCGUCCAGGAAGCCAUACAGCUGAAUAAGAAACUAACAUCAGUGAAUAAAAGACAAGAGACUGAAAUAAGUAAUCUGAAGGAAGAACUGAAGAAAGUAACUGCAGACUUGAUAAGGUCCAAGGUCACAUCUCAGUGCAGGGUGGGAGAAGAAAACAUCAAUCUUGCAGCUAAGGAAAAACAGUUUCAAGAACUGCAACAAAAAAUCAGAAUGGAGACAGCAGUUACUAAAAAAGUUCAAGAAGAAAACGCUCAGAUUAAAGAUGAAAAGCUGGAAAUUCUCAGCUCUCUACAGUGUGUGCAGGAGCUGCUUCAGCGGACAACCCAAACGAACGCUAGAAUGGAAAGUGAACUAAAUGCACUGAAAGAAGAGUAUCAGACCCUUGAAAGAGAUAAUGAGCUGCAAAGGGAGAAGGCAAAGGAAAAUGAAGAAAAGUUCCUUAAUCUUCAGAAUGAGCAUGAGAAAGCACUAAGAACUUGGAAGAAAGAUGAGGAAAACAUGAGAAGGGAAAUAGAAACUCUUAAAUAUGAGUUGAAUUCCUGUAGAAGUGUUCAGAGACACCUUGAAGGUCACCCUCCUCAGAGAAACCAGCAUGCAGAGCAAGGGCAAAAUCUGCAGGUAAGUGCCUCUAAUAGCAGACCUACUGACUUUAGUAGUGGAAGACACUCAAAAGACAGUGAUGUACAGGCUGUCCAGGAAAACAAUCAAUGUAUGGAAUCCACCAUAAGAAAAGACAGUCAUUUAGGACAUCAACAAACUGAAGUACUAAAUGCAAUUCCUCUAAGCACUGAGGAAUUCCAGACAGAGCAGAAUUUACAAGUUCUUGAAAACAGUUCUAAAGAUGGAAUUAAUGUUGCUAGCUCUUGUGAAGAAAAGCAAAGGGAGGCUUCUCCCAGGAAUGCCCUCUGCACAGAUACUGAUUUAAUUGCCCAAGGACAGACCUCAGAAAUCUGUGUCACUGAGUGCAAAGAAGCAGAAAGCCUAGGAGCAACAUGUAGGAUGUCACUGGAUGAAAACAGUGCAAAAUCAGACCAAAAACGUCAGGACAGCAGCAAGCCGCUGGCUGGAUGCCAUACACAGACAGGAAAGGUCCUUUCUGAUAGGACUGACACUGCAGGUGCCUACAGAAAAAGUGGAAGUCAAGAGACUGGCUCUAACAAGCCAGAGCUCUGUGGUAUUACAGAAGAAUUAAUUUGUAGUAAGGGAGAUAAAAAGUCACAUGGCACAGAACACAACGAAAGUAUCCUUACAUCUGAAGCACCUGAAACUGACUCUGAAGCGGUUGUUUGCAGUGAGAAGAAUGCUGUGUGUGAGGAUAGUACAGACAAUCAUCAAGCUAAGGAAUUGAGUUUUGGCACUCUAUCUUAUAACAAAGAAAUUGACUGUCAAAGAUGCAGCUCACUGGACAGUGAUAAUUAUGCAGGCAAUGGAUUACAUAAACCAGAAAGAAGUUUGCUAAAUCUGAGUGGUUUGCGUGGAGACAAACCUCCUUUUAAUCAGACACACAAAGAUGCUGGCAGCAGAAAUCAUCCUGAAAGUGCCACAAAUAUAAACAGAGAUGGUGCACCGGAGAGCAUUGGUGUGCCAAGGACUGAUGCUCAAGAUCUACCAGUUGCCUAUUGUACCAAUGCAAGCAGUGAUGGUGCCACAAAACCCCACAGAGAUGUGUCUCUCUUGGGUACGUUCCAUUUGUGCACCCCAACUACAGCAAGAGGAAUAAAUACAGAUGACAUGCACAGCAAGCAACCUCAACAAGACAGUGCUGAGCAAACAGGGCAUGCUACAAAUGCCUAUACUUCAAAUGCUGAAGUUAAGGCUGAUGGUCUUGAAGUAAUUGCUCAUAACUCCCUGCCAGCAGAUAGAAUUAGUACAGAUAAGCCAAUUCCAUGCAAAAAAGUUAAUGAUGAUAUUCAGAUAUGCUCCAUCAAAACCAGACAUUCCCUGGAGAGUAAUAAUUUAACAAAUAACACAUUGUUAACAGAGCAAAAAGACUCACUGAACAGUACAGUUCCAGGAAGGAAGUCUGCUGAGGGUCACCUGAAAGAAUCGUCCUCUUUACCCAUGAGAACAUCUGGAAAUUUAGUAAACAUGAGUGGAAGGUCAUCCUUUGAUCUUUUGGCCUCAGAUAAAAAAGCUGAGAAAACUCCAGCAUACUUACAUUUUUUAGACCUCAUUUCUUGUUCAAGAGUAAAUCAAAUGAGAGGUCAAGCUGCAUGGACUUCAACUUCCAAGGAACCUUCCCUUCUGAAACCACCAUGCUUACUGGAAAACACAAAGGUUGCUUCAAAAGCACAGGGUCAAAAACUCAGUGAAAAUGUUGACAGAAGAGAAACAGGACUAGCUUCUCCCAGUCUUAACAGAGCUGCCGACACUUUGAAUACCUCUAGUAUCCACCGAGACCCCCAGGGAGAGCCCAGUGAAGGAUGGAAUGCUCCAGCAAAGACUUUUUAUGAUUCUUCUUUUCCCACAGAACAUCUAAAAAAAUGAUUUACUGCUUUCCAGCAGGAGCGUAAUUCAGCUCGUGUGACUGUAAAUCCAGCAAGAAGUGGAAGUGCUCCCAGAGAUGAGGACAGAUCCUCAAUUCAUAACUCCAUUAGACAAAAUCAAACAGAAGAAACUGAGAAAAUUGUGGAUGUGGAGAGACUUCAUUCAGCAAGAAAGAGAAAAUAUGAAGAAGGCCUGUGAGGAUGAGUGUCUUUCAGGCACAGAUAAAUGACAGCAACCCAAGUUGUAGAGAUGUUCCUAUAGAAUAUGGUGUAGAUGCCCUGUACUUUCAUGUUCAGUGGAUAGGCUUUCUUCAUGUUAACAAUUGGAUACAAUACUAACACCUGACACUAAUAUCAGUUCUGUUUCUAAAAUCAAAUCCAAGUUCUUAUGGGUUUUGCCCGACACUGAAGUUCACAAGUUGAUGUUUUAAUAUCCACUAAGCAAAAUUAAAUAAUUACUUCAUAUUACCCUUCUCCUGCUCCUCAGAUGUUCUAGUUUAAAUACAUCAAUGUGGUUUCUCUUUAGAUUGCUCAGAUUUCAAAGACAGUCAGCUGUAACUGUAACUGCACAGUGGUUUCUACAAACAUUUACAGUUUAGAGUGCUUCUAAGUGGCAGAAGAACAGGAAAACACUUCUGCUUACCGUUAGUGCCAAACUACUGAAAUAUAUCUGUUGUAGUUUAUCCUGUAUCAGUAAGAUCUUUUUCAACUCUAUAGCAUCAGGUAUGAUUUACACAGGGAAGGCAGCAGAUCUUGCUUCAUAAAGCUUCACUUCUCACUGGUUCACCCUUUUCCUCUUAAGGUGUAAGGGAAAUUUGUUUUACAACUACGUGCAGUUCAUUUUUCCAACCUCCUUCCCUUCUUUCCCACACUCCUUGCAAAGAGUCUCAUAUUGUGAACAAAAAAACCACAUAGCCAAUAUUGCUACUGUUUGCUGUUGCUAAUUAGGUAAGAAAGCCAAGAGAAGAUAUUUUCCCAUCUUAGUUUUAUUGCUUCUUUCACGUUGCAAUUUAGAGUAUUUAGCUUCUUUAAACCAGUUGUAUACAUUUUGGUAACAUUCACAAAUUCUCAACGUUUUGAAUAAAAAUUCUUCUCUGGUGAUGUUA